Molecule: messenger RNA, 1111 nt
Organism: Sorghum bicolor (sorghum)
Lineage: Eukaryota; Viridiplantae; Streptophyta; Magnoliopsida; Poales; Poaceae
Exons: 8
Coding region: 58-759 (233 amino acids)
Source: RefSeq, a predicted model, not a curated record
AGCCUAGCCUUUAGCCAACAGAGGCAGAGCCAACCUUCUGUGACCGGGCGCGAAAACAUGGCGUUGUCACCGUCCCCGCGCCCCACAUCCAGGCUCCGGAGUCCUCCGGCCUCCCCCGCGUCCUGCUCCUUUCCGGUUGUCUCCCUGCGCGGCCUCCUCUCGCUCUCCAGCGCCUCUAGGGUUCUCUCUGUCUCCUUCCGGCAUCAACGGCCGCUGGCGUCGACCUUCGCUGGAAGGCCGCUCCUGCUGACGGCUGUGCGGAGCUCCGGAGACCCUGGAGAAGUGAUCGGUGUGGUUAGUGGUGAAGGAACUGAGCAGACACCUGGAGGCUCCACUGGUCCAAGAAAAGAUGGAAAAGAGAUGGCCAAAAGUUUCUCAACUAAAGAGUUGCUAGAAAAACUAAAGAGAUAUGGUGUUGCUGGGGUUCUGUCAUAUGGACUACUUAACACUGUCUACUAUGUGACUGCAUUUUUAUUAGUCUGGUUUUAUUUUGCGCCUGCUCCUGGUAGGAUGGGUUAUGGUGCAGCUGUUGAGAGAUUCGUUAAACUAAUGGCAAUGGUCUGGGCUGGCAGUCAAGUUACUAAGAUUUUUCGAGCUGGAGGGGCCCUUGCUCUGGCUCCUUUUGUUGAGAAAGGGCUGAGAUGGUUCACAGUCAAGUUCAACUUCAAGUCAGAAGGGAAGGCUUUUGCGGUGAUUGUAGGGUUGUGCUUUGCAGUUGCUGCUCUCAUGUUCUUUGGAUUAACAAUACUUUGGGCAUAGAGCAUCUGCUUUCCUUACGCAUAGUUAGGAAUCAUGAAGAGAUGCUGUGGAAUAGAACCUUACUCCAAUCAGUAAUGCAGUGAUCACACUCUACUAAAAAACCUCACCUAAUAUUUCAGUGUGGUUGUUCAUAGCCUGCAUGAAUAUGUAUCUUCAUUGUUAGUUAGUGAUUGCAAACAUCUUGAGUAUACGUAUCCCUGUAAGGUCCUGUUGGACCGUGUGCAGUCAUGAGAAAUUUUGCAAAACAAAACAUGUUUGCUAGUGGAAUUUUUCAAUCCAAGCUUUGAGAUCUGCUAGGAGUAACUUGUAAUAUUACAUAUUGAGCUAAUCCAAAGAUCGAUUUCGAGCUCCA